This is a messenger RNA of Prorocentrum cordatum, 1671 nucleotides long. The record is from the annotation of a GenBank genome assembly. Lineage: Eukaryota; Dinophyceae; Prorocentrales; Prorocentraceae.
GAGUGGCCGCUCCUGGGCAGCGGCGUCAUGCAGCCUGGGCACGCUUUCACGAUCGAGCCGAUGGUCGUCGAGGGCAGCCCGGACAUCCACCUGCUGGACGACGGCUGGACGGUGGUGACGAAGGACGGCUCCCGCUCGGCUCAGUUCGAGCACACCCUGCUGGUCACCGAGCGGGGUGUGGAGGUGCUCACCGCGCGGGUGCCGUCGUCGCCGCCCCUGUUCUUCCAGGAUGCCGCGCUGCUGCCCCGAGAGCCGGCGGAGAGGGGGCGAUACCACCUCGCCCUCGGGGGCAAGGCAGGCGGAGGAAAGGGAGUUGGCGGCGGCGGGGAGAGUGCCCGUGGCAAGGGCAAUGGGCGAUGCGGCUUCGGUGGCAACGCAUCGCUGCCGUGGCACGGUGCGGCGGUGCAGGCUGAGUCCGACGUCGUGGCGCCUGACAACGCGUUGGAUACGGUGCGCGACCGCGACCGUGAGGCAUCCAGAUUGCCAGGCGGCCAAGAAUUCGCUGUCGUUAUCGAUCAGGCCAAGCAGUGCGCGACGCUGCGGGAGAGCUCCGUCUUCGCGAAUAUCUGCGUCGGCAAGGUGAACUGGGCGGCGCUCAAGCCGGAGCGCGGCAGCUCGGCGCUCUUCUCCGUUGGUAAGGACAUUAUUGACGACGGGGGAGGGCGCGCCUUCGCGUUCCACGUCGGCGAGUUCACGCUGAUCUGCUUUCGCCUGGGCGCAGCCAAGAAGAUCUCUGCAGCUGCCUUCAACGCCUUGGUUUGUGACCUCAGGGGCGGGAUGAAGAAAGCCCACGUAAUUCGCUCGCAGCGCGAGCGGCCCGAUCGCCAAGGGCGCGACUCGCUGUGCGGAGGGAAAGGUUCUGGCGAGUCGAAGACGCCGAAGGAGCUCGUUGACUGCGUGCAGCAAGAGGCGGCCGCUGCGCUGCACGUCGUCAGUGACCAUGAGCGUGCAGGGGCCCUUCGGUGCGACGGUUUGUGGCAUUGCCCGUUGCGCCCGUUCAAGGAUUUUCAGAAACGGGCCAAAUUGGCUUCUCGCGUGCGGAAUCAGCACGUCCGACAGAAGCUCUGCGGUGCGUCGACGAAGCAGAUGCGCGUGAUCCACGCCAUGUGGAACCACUCUGUAUUAUCCCAGCGCUGUGCAAGCCUCUGGGCGACGAGCGGCGAUGCAUGUGGUCCUCGCUCGCUCCUCGCGCAGAGCGCUGAGUUCAUUCGGGGUGGUUGCAGAGAGAGCCCAUCUUGGGACGCGUGGAAACCGCCCGUCAAGCGGACCAACUUCGACCGACACGUGGUGCUGUUGCUCGGUGCUGGCGAGCGCGCCCGUUUCAUUCUCCGCGUGGACGCAGAUGGCUUCCAUCGGGUUAGUGCGCAGUACUAUUGCACCAAUGAGUUCUUGGCCUCGUUUUUGGCUUCUGUUCUGCACCCCGACACGAAGGGCUCCAAGAAGAGAGCAUGGGCCCACUUGAAGGAUGUCGCGGGUUUUACUCGAUACCUGUUUCCAGAUUAUGCUGCCAUUCACUUGACUUUGGUAGAGGGCAUGCUGAAGCAUGGCCGCAUCCAGAACGCAUUCAAGAAAUGCCGCGAAGACGCAGACAAGACCGUGAUCGGCGUCGACGGGCAGUACUCCACGCUACUUUCGGUCUUGUACCAGACAGCACGGCAGAGCUGGAGUUGA